AUGGUGGGUUUUAUUGAAAGCCAGCUUGUCUUUCAGUUUUCCCUUUUAUCUUUUUCUUCUUCAUUUCAUAUCCAUCAUAUUGAGCGCCUUGACGACGCAACCGAUACAUUUAUUCAACCGCUUUUCUACCACGUCGUCAAAAUUCCACUACGACUAUUAUCUACACUUGCCUCGUUCCUCUUGAGGAGGCCACCUCAAGAGCGUUCGAGUGCGCUCGAGGCAGCCGAGCAAGAACCACCACGACAACACUCCACCAUCACCUUUCGAUCGUCGCUUACAUUGAGUGGCUUCAAUACUGGAAAAAAGUGCGGUAGCGAAGCAAGCGACAUAGCAACGACGAGUUCCCAUGACGACGAUUUGCUUACCCAGAUUCUAUCUGAAUGGCACCAUGCUGCACCUCAAUUUGAUCCUGAAUCCAAAAUGUCUCUCGACGACUUUGAGUUACUGGAAACGUUGGGUACCGGCACUUUUGGUCGCGUGCAUCUUGCCAAACAAAGGGAACCAAGCACGUCUUAUUAUGCAAUCAAGGUCUUGAAGAAAGCCGAGAUUGUCCGUCUAAAGCAGAUUGAACAUAUCAACAGCGAGCGACAAGUCCUUUCUCAAGUCAACUUUCCCUUCAUUGUUCAAUUAUGUUGCACGUUCCAGGAUACCCAUAGUCUUUAUAUGGUCCAAGAGUAUGUGAUUGGCGGUGAAUUAUUUCGACACUUGCGCAAGGCUGGAAGAUUUUCAACACAAACCACCCAAUUCUAUGCUGCAGAAAUUGUAUUGGCUAUCGAGUAUUUACAUCGCAAAGAUAUCAUCUAUCGUGAUCUCAAACCUGAAAACAUCUUAUUGGAUUCCCAAGGACACAUUCGCAUUACUGAUUUCGGGUUUGCGAAAAAGGUGACUGAUCGGACAUGGACGCUUUGUGGUACACCUGAGUAUCUUGCACCUGAAAUUAUCCAAAGCAAGGGACACAGCAAGGCGGUAGAUUGGUGGGCAUUGGGUAUCCUUAUCUAUGAAAUGCUUGCAGGGUAUCCUCCAUUCUAUGAUGAUACACACGUUGGUACCUAUGAAAAGAUCCUGGCAGGCAAAGUACGAUAUCCUAGGCAUUUUGAUAGUGCAGCCAAAGAUCUUGUGAAAGGAUUGCUGGUGGUGGAUCGGACACGGCGACUAGGAAAUCUACGUGGAGGAGGCAAUGAUAUCGCACAACACAAAUUCUUUCGAGGCACUGACUGGCGAGGUUUAUUGAACAGGACGGUGCGGGCACCCCUUGUUCCAUCCCAUGCGAACGAACAUGACACGAGCAAUUUUGAAAAGUAUCCAGCAGAGAAGCAUUAUAAACACCCCGAAGGCGAUCCAUACCGACAUUUAUUUGCUGACUUUUGA
This is a messenger RNA of Lichtheimia ornata, 1368 nucleotides long. RefSeq lists its product as uncharacterized. Lineage: Eukaryota; Fungi; Mucoromycota; Mucoromycetes; Mucorales; Lichtheimiaceae. Bases 1 to 1368 code for a protein of 455 amino acids. The record is from RefSeq and is a predicted model, not a curated record. Gene Ontology annotation, cellular component: cAMP-dependent protein kinase complex; nucleus. The transcript is spliced from 5 exons. Gene Ontology annotation, biological process: peptidyl-serine phosphorylation. Gene Ontology annotation, molecular function: cAMP-dependent protein kinase activity; ATP binding.